AUGUCGGACGAUAGCGAAUUUUUAAAGCAAAUUCAAGAGAGGGACAGUGCUGUCAAAUCGUUGGUGAGUUCACAAAAGUAUACCGAUGCUUUGAAGAAGGCUCUCGAGAAUCCACCUCUCGCAGCUAAAAACAAGGAAACCAAAAAGAAGAGCGCCGAUGUGGUCGCCACGGUUUUACUCAACACAAAGGAAAGCGACAUUCAAAAGAGUGUUGAUGCUCUUGAUAUUGAAGAAUUGGACAUUCUCAUGAAGUACAUUUACAGAUGCUUCGAGAGCGGUGAAUUGGAUUCCAAGCCAUUGUUCAAGUGGCACGAAAAAGUCUUGGAAAAGAGUGGAAUGGGUUCCAUUGUUCGUGUUUUGACUGAGAGAAGAAAUCUCUAA
This is a messenger RNA of Naegleria lovaniensis, 381 nucleotides long. RefSeq lists its product as uncharacterized. Gene Ontology annotation, cellular component: actin cytoskeleton; Arp2/3 protein complex; cytoplasm. Bases 1 to 381 code for a protein of 126 amino acids. Gene Ontology annotation, biological process: Arp2/3 complex-mediated actin nucleation; regulation of actin filament polymerization. The record is from RefSeq and is a predicted model, not a curated record. Lineage: Eukaryota; Heterolobosea; Eutetramitea; Acrasida; Naegleriidae. Gene Ontology annotation, molecular function: actin filament binding. The transcript has 2 exons.